Candoia aspera is the source of this 4286-nucleotide messenger RNA. RefSeq names its product parathyroid hormone 1 receptor (gene PTH1R). The record is from RefSeq and is a predicted model, not a curated record. Lineage: Eukaryota; Metazoa; Chordata; Lepidosauria; Squamata; Candoiidae. Bases 784 to 2397 code for a protein of 537 amino acids. The transcript is spliced from 13 exons. Gene Ontology annotation, cellular component: plasma membrane. Gene Ontology annotation, biological process: cell surface receptor signaling pathway; adenylate cyclase-activating G protein-coupled receptor signaling pathway; intracellular calcium ion homeostasis. Gene Ontology annotation, molecular function: parathyroid hormone receptor activity; peptide hormone binding; G protein-coupled peptide receptor activity.
UUGAGACUUCUUGGAAAAACCCAGCCUUUUUUCUUUCUUUCUUUCUUUCUUUUUUGGUUACGGUUUUCUGCAAAUCGUCCAAGAGGGACGCUCGCCCUUCUUCCCUCCCUCCCUCCCUCCCUCCCUCUUUCUCUCUCUCUCUCUCUAAUUGAAUCGCCCAACGAUAAACUUUCAGGAGCUAAAAAUAAAUUGGGUUGUCUCGAGCGCUUUCUCCCCACCUUCUCCUCUCAACCCCUCCCCUUUUUUCCCUCCACCUUCCCCCGGCCUUGACAAAUAAAUUAUCUGAACUUCCCCCUGCCUCAUUAAAAAAAAGAAAGGAAGGAAGGAAGGAAGGAAGGAAGGAAGGAAGGAAGGAAGGAAGGAAGGAAGGAAGGAAGGAAGGAAGGAAGAAAGAAAGAAAGAAAAGAAGGGGGGGUGAGGAAACCGAAUUGCAGAUUUGACACAUGGAUUUGAUUUUCCGGCUGCGGGACAGAUGUGCUGCCCGGAGAGAAGCGGCGAUCAGGAUCUGAUGCUCCAGUGGGAUGGCAGGGGAUCCCCUCGGUGAAUAUCUUGUUUUUCUGUUUUAAUUCCGCUCUCCUCCCCUCCGGGCUGCAGUUUUAAAACUCUUUGGACUUUCGGUCAUGUGAAAGCCGCGGAAGACUUGAUCGUCUCUACCUUUGGGCUAAGCCAGGGCCUCUCUCCAACUCGGAGAGCAACGAGGUCGAAGAAGAACCAGCUGGAUUAUAGGAUCAACUUCAUCUCUCGGCUCACAAUCCUUGGAUAUUUCUGAGACCCCUCUUGGCUAUGGGAUCCCACCUAAUCUAUCACAGCCUGAGAUUCAUCCUUUGCUGCUCAGCCUUAACGUCUGUCUGUGCGCAGGCGGAUCCAGAUGAUGUGUUAACUAAGGAGGAACAGAUCAUGCUUCUGUUAAGAGCCAAAGCGAAGUGUGAGAGGCAUGUGAACACUAGAGGGCCCCACUUGCCAGAUGGUUUCUGCGCCCCUGAGUGGGACAACCUCAUCUGUUGGCCCGAAGGAGCCCCGGGAAAAGUGGUAUCCAUGCCCUGUCCAGAUUAUAUCUAUGACUUCAACCAUGAUGGCUACGCCCAUCGGCAGUGUGACAUGAAUGGCAGCUGGACGUUGGUGCCGAACCAAAACCGGACCUGGGCUAACUACACCGAGUGUGCCAGGUUUCUCACCAUCGACACCAGGGAAAAGGAAGUCUUCCAUCGGCUUUAUGUGAUUUAUACCAUUGGUUAUUCCAUCUCGCUGGGAUCUCUGACGAUUGCGGUUCUUAUCUUAGGAUAUUUUAGACGCCUCCACUGUACCCGAAAUUAUAUCCACAUGCACUUAUUCAUCUCCUUCAUGCUUCGAGCUAUCAACGUCUUUGUGAAGGACGCAGUUCUCUACUCUGGCUCAGCGCUGGAGGAGAUGGAGCGAAUCACAGAAGAAGACUUCAAGUCCAUGACCGAGGCCCCGCCAGCAGAUAAGUCAGCCCUUGUGGGCUGUAAAGUAGCUGUGACUUUGUUCCUCUACUUCCUCGCCACCAGUUACUACUGGAUUCUGGUGGAAGGCCUCUAUCUUCACAGCCUCAUCUUCAUGGCGUUCUUCUCAGAGAAAAAGUACCUUUGGGGAUUCACGUUGUUUGGUUGGGGGCUUCCUGCUGUGUUUGUCACAAUCUGGACAACUUUGCGGGCAACCUUAGCAGACACCGAAUGCUGGGAUUUAAGCGCUGGCUAUUUCAAGUGGUUUAUCCAGGUGCCCAUCCUCACAGCCGUGCUGGCAAAUUUCAUCCUGUUUAUCAAAAUCAUCCGAGUCCUCGCAACUAAACUCCGAGAAACCAAUGCAGGGAGAUGCGACACAAAACAACAGUACCGGAAACUGUUGAAAUCUACCCUGGUCCUCAUGCCGUUAUUUGGAGUCCAUUAUAUCGUUUUUAUGGCCAUGCCUUACACGGAAGUUUCGGGAAUCCUCUGGCAGAUUCAGAUGCACUACGAAAUGCUUUUUAACUCUUUCCAGGGAUUUUUCGUGGCUAUUAUCUACUGCUUUUGUAACGGGGAGGUUCAAGCAGAGAUAAAGAAGUCCUGGAGCCGAUGGACAUUAGCGCUGGACUUCAGAAGGAAGGCCCGGAGUGGGAGCACCACCUACAGCUAUGGACCCAUGGUGUCCCACACCAGUGUCACUAACGUCACUGCCAAAGGAGGGAUUCCCUUACCUCUCAACGGCAAACUUAUUUCGGGAACCCUCAACGGGCACCGGAAUUUGCCAGGGUACAUCAAGAACGGCUCCAUCUCGGAGAACUCCCUGGCAUCUUCCGGGCCAGAACAUUACAACAAAGAGGAAGAAUAUCUCAACGGCUCCGGACUUUGCAACGGCUACAAGCCGGCCACCCUGAUUGAAAAAGAAGAGAGUGUGAUGUAAACAGGACUAACGGGAUGGUUAGGAGGCCGCAGGGAGGGGUCCCAGAACGCACUGAGGGUUGCAGAGAAUCCCCCGUCCAUCGCUCCACCUCGUGGCUUUGGGGAGGGGGGGUAGACCUUCCACCCAAGUCUUUGCAAUGAGAAACCAUGUUUUAUGGGCACCAGGGAGAGACUGAAGGCAAGAAUUCUGGUGACCCGGCAGAGCAGCCUGACCACAAAGGAGAUUUUUGAUCAACAGGGCUUACCGUCCAUCUGCAGGACAGCAGACAUGGAAGGAAAUAAAGCUCAUAAAGCCUCUGCGUUAUCCUGCCCUGGGAGGCAAGGGCCACACCCUGUUGUCCUUUGGGGGAGCAGGGGGGAAGUGCAAAUUGUCCCAGCACAUCCAGAGUUACUGGGUUGCUCCCUUGGGGGAAAGCAAAGGAUCUUGCCCUUAUAUUGAUCCAGCCCAGGUGGGCUCAGAGCAAAGCCUUCCUGUUGCUUCUAGAUGGAGUUGCUUUUCCUUCUUGGAUUAAGAUUUGGGUUUAAAAAAAAAAAACCAGAACGCAUGUUCCUAUCAGAACAGGAAGUUUUUCCCUCCAGGCAGUAUCUGAAUCCAUGUUUUUAAAUGACCAAGUGAAAACAAACUUCAGAAAGGUGGUUCCUGCCUUGGGCUUGGGCAGGGGGUUGGACGGGAAGGCCUCCAAGGUCCCUUCCAACCCGGUGAUUCUAUAAGGGUCCUUCCCCUGACCAGAGCUGAGAGAGAGCCGCUUACUUAUGCAAUGGAAAGAAAACCAAAGUUACCUGCCUGCAUGCUCUCGAUCACGGUACCUGUCUGCUUCUGUCUCUCCACACUAUAAAAUCAGAUUGUCCCCUUCCUGCCCACCACCCCCACCCCAAGCAAAGGGACCUGAGAGUGUCCGGCAUUCUUUGUGGAAGGAGGAAUUAUUAUUAGAUCAAUCCCGAGUCUGCUCUGCAUAAAAGAACAAGUUGCAAAGCAAGAUUGGAAGAGAUCGUUGCCUCUCCGGAGACAGACCGUUGAUUAAUGGAAAGCAAAGCCUGAAAUUGUGUAAAGACAAGCUGGGGAGGAGAAGAGGCCCUCGAUGCAGGCAAGGGGGCUCUGGGUUCGGUUCCUCCGUCCCUGCUCGCUCCCCUCCUGCAUCAGGACCACGUGCUCUGGAAAACCCUCCCGGGGUUUUGAGGGUCAGGCGGGCAGGUUAGCAGAGUUGUGAAGGAGCGAGCAGGAUUUGCACACUGUUCGCACUGCGUAUCUCCGAUGGGUGGGCAAGGCCCGAUGGAAAGAGGAGGAAGAGGAGUUUAAUUGGCUGGCCAAUGUCCGAUGGGGUGGGUCGUCUCCCCUGCCCAAGGUCCUGUUCUUCUACCUCUCCUGUACAGUGCCAUUGGCAGCCAAAAUGCCGGGUCCUUUCGGAUGGGGCGGCCUUGAGCCUGUCCCAGGAGGACAGAGGCUGGGACGCCAGGGGGCCAGGCAGCAAAUAUGUGGGUCUGCACACGAGUGGGCAUGGCCCAACGGGAGUAAACAAUGUCUUUCCCAGCCUCUGCCUUAGGCCAGUAAUGGGCCGGAUCGAACAGCCCCCAAUUGGUGCACGAGAAUCGGAAGGCCGCUGUGUUUGCCAAAGCUCUUUAAAGGUCCGGCCACGAGGAAGCCAGAAUAAGAGGGCAGCCUUCUUUUUCAAGGUUUUGCAUGAAGGAACUGCUGCAUUACAGUGACAGCUUUAAAGCUGGUCCUUGUGGACAUACCUCCUGCAAAUGGACCGCGGCUCAUUCCCACGAGGAACUGCAUUUGGUAAAGAGACUGAGAAUCAGCUGAAAAGAUCCCCAAGUUCCUUUUCAAAAACCCCACAGUUUGGGAAGAAAACCCUAAGCCAUUUUCCGAACAUUUGUAAAGGAGUAAGU